This is a messenger RNA of Cuscuta campestris, 1669 nucleotides long. The record is from the annotation of a GenBank genome assembly. Lineage: Eukaryota; Viridiplantae; Streptophyta; Magnoliopsida; Solanales; Convolvulaceae.
ACCAAUACUUUGAUAACUCACUGCUCCCGAGAGGGCGGUUUCGCUUGGUUGGAGCGUACAUGGAAGAAUUGGAGGGAGCAUUGAGUGAAAAAGGCUUGAAAUUUUCAACUCAUCCACAAAAGGGCCGCUGCCUUUUUACUACCCGAGAUUUUUCUCCAGGGGAAGUAAUCAUCAGCCAAGAGCCGUAUGUUUCUGUUCCCACGAAAACCAAGAGUGAACCAUUGCCGAAAUGUGAAUGGUGUUUUACAUCCUCCAAUGUUAAGAAGUGUUCUUCCUGUCAAGUGGCUUAUUAUUGUGGCCAAUUAUGUCAGAAGUCAGACUGGAAGUUGCAUCGACUUGAAUGCCAAGCACUGUUGAAAGUUGAACGGGAUAAGAUAAAAUCCCUUGCACCAACGAUAAGAUUGAUGAUCAAACUGUAUAUCAGGAAAAAGCUGCAGAGUGAAAAUAACAUCCCAACUACUGUCAUGGACAACUACACUCUGAUAGAAGCUUUAGUUUCUCACAUGGCUGAUAUUGAUGGGGAGAAACUAGUGUUGUAUGCUCAGAUGGCAAACCUUGCAAAUUUGAUUCUCCGUUGGACUGGUAUCAAUAUAAAAGAGAUCGCAGAAAACUUUUGUAAGUUUGCAUGCAAUGCACACACAAUCUGUGAUAGUGAACUGAAACCCCUUGGAACUGGGAUCUAUCCUGUAAUUUCUAUGAUCAAUCACAGUUGUGCGCCCAAUUCUGUUUUAGUGUUUGAGGGACGAUUGGCAGUGGUGCGUGCUCUGCAGGAUAUAAAGAAAGGUACUGAGGUAUGCAUAAGCUACAUAGAAACUGCGGGAAGCACUACAACACGACAAAAGGCCCUGAAAGAGCAAUACUUCUUCUCCUGCAACUGCCUUCGCUGCGAAAAAAUGGGACAAAUUGAUGAUAUCCAAGAAAGUGCAGUUCUGGAAGGCUAUAGAUGCAAAGAUGGUGGGUGUAAAGGUAUCCUGCUCCGUGACUCUGAGGAUAAGGGAUUCAUUUGUCAACAAUGUGGACUACAUAGGGAGAAGGAAGAAGUAAAGAGCAUUGUGAUUGAGAUCAAAUCAUUGUUGGACAGAGCUUCAUUGUCACUUUCAUCUGGGCACCAGAAAGAUGCUAUUGUGAUAUAUAAGAUGAUUGAGGAGCUUGAAUUGAAGCUUUACCAUCCUUUGUCACUUAAUCUAAUGCGUACCCGAGAAAAUAUUUUAAAGAUAUUUAUGGAGCUGCAAGAUUGGAAGGCAGCCCUGUCGUAUUGCAGAUUGACUCUUCCAGUUUAUCAGAGAGUAUAUCAAGGAAUCCAUCCUUUGCUGGGACUCCAGUAUUAUACUUGUGGGAAACUUGAAUGGUGGCUUGGAGAGUCUGAGGAAGCCUUCAAGUCACUGACUAGGGCAAUGGAUAUAUUGCAAAUCACUCACGGCACAAAAACGGCUUUCAUGAAGGAGCUCUCGUUCAAGCUGGAAGAAGCACGCGCCGAGAUUUCUUACAAGCUUUCAACAAUGAGUGACUAAAGAAGGGGGGGAACGAAACAUAUCAGGUUUGUGUUUUUACUAAUGUUUUUUUUGUUGGCAUGCUUUUGUUAUUGCAAGUUGAACAUGAAGAUCUAUUUUGCACUUUUAGGAGUACCAAACAUGAUAUAUUAUCAUAACAUGGAUUGAGAUUCUGUUCU